Molecule: messenger RNA, 1460 nt
Organism: Syzygium oleosum
Lineage: Eukaryota; Viridiplantae; Streptophyta; Magnoliopsida; Myrtales; Myrtaceae
Product: probable protein phosphatase 2C 30
Exons: 4
Coding region: 63-1133 (356 amino acids)
Biological process (GO): protein dephosphorylation
Molecular function (GO): protein serine/threonine phosphatase activity; cation binding
Source: RefSeq, a predicted model, not a curated record
CACAUCAUCAUCACCAUCAUCAUCUCCUAUCUCUCUCUCUCCCUCGCUUAGAGGAUCUUGAAAUGGCUGUCGUGGCGAUCGGGGUCAGCUCUCCGGCAUUCUCGCCGUCGACGUUCUCCAAGGCGCCCUCCUUCUGCUCUCCUCUGAGCAUCGCGCCGCCUCCGUCGCCCUUCCCUCCCCAGUCGCCGUCGCUGCCGGUGCCAUCUCCGGGUGUAGAGUCGACGGCCGAGGAGAAGGAGAGCUCGGGGCUGAGCAGGAAGAGGCCCGCGAGGCUCUCGAUCCCGAUGAUGGGAUUGGCGGGAUUCGGAGAGGCCGGGGCGCGCGAGGUCGGGGCGGAGGAGGUGGAGGUGCGAGAAAAUACGUAUGGAGUGUAUUCCAAGAGAGGGAGGAGAGGUCGCCUGCAGGAUCGCUUCUCCGCUGUUGUUGGAAUUCAAGGCGAUUCUAAGCAGGCCUUCUUUGGGGUAUUUGAUGGUCAUGGAGGAGCAAAAGCCGCUGAAUUUGCAGCAAAAAACAUGGACAAGAACAUUCUGCAACACAUGGCGGGAAAAAGCGAUUCGAGUAUCGAGGAGGCCGUGAGAGAUGCUUACCUCAAAACAGAUGCAGAUUUCAUGCUUGAAAAUGCUGACGGUGGUACCUGCUGUAUCUCUGCAUGGAUCCGGAAAGGUGAACUCGUUGUAUCGAAUGCUGGCGACUGUCGUGCUGUUAUGAGCAGAGGAGGAACUGCAGAGGCCCUUACUACCGAUCACCGUCCUUCGCUGGAAAGCGAAAGAGAGAGAAUUGAAGCCCUGGGUGCCUAUGUAGAUUGCUGUCGCGGAGUUUGGAGAAUACAAGGUUCGCUUGCCGUAUCCAGAAGCAUUGGAGAUCAGCAACUUAAACGUUGGGUAAUAGCAGACCCAGAAACGAAAACUCUACAAAUAACGCCAGAUUGUGAAUUCAUAGUCCUAGCUUCUGAUGGCCUUUGGGACAAGGUCACAAAUCAGGAGGCUGUUGAUUUAGUUCGCGCUAUGAAUGUCGAUAUCAAUUUACGCGAUCCCCUCUCGGCCUGUAAAAAGCUUGCCGAGUUGUCGAUGAGGAGAGGCUCGACUGAUGACAUAACUGUGCUAGUAAUUGAUCUGCGUCGUUUUAUCUCAUGAGCAGUAGCCCGUGGAGAAUGCACCUGGAGAAAGGGAAGACCCUCCCGCGCAAAGUUAGACUGUCAUUCAUCUGGGGACAAGUUCUUUAUCUUUCAGACCGAGCCAUCGGCUACUUACUCAUUCUAGCCAUCCCUGAUUAUGUAAAUGGAUCUGACAAUUAGAUAGAACUAUAGAAAUAGAAUAGUUUGGACUCUGUUUAACUGCUAUAUAAGUGUUACCGAUAGUUGAUCCUAUCCAUCAGAAGUUGUGGAUCUCUUGAAUCACUCAAGUUGAAUGUACUUGUAAAUUGUGACCUUCCCCCUGCUAAGAAUUCGCAUACUUUGUAUU